Messenger RNA from Trametes versicolor FP-101664 SS1, 1530 nucleotides. RefSeq names its product cytochrome P450. The transcript is spliced from 13 exons. The record is from RefSeq and is a predicted model, not a curated record. Gene Ontology annotation, molecular function: iron ion binding; monooxygenase activity; oxidoreductase activity, acting on paired donors, with incorporation or reduction of molecular oxygen. Bases 1 to 1530 code for a protein of 509 amino acids. NCBI's taxonomy places the organism in Eukaryota, Fungi, Basidiomycota, Agaricomycetes, Polyporales, Polyporaceae.
AUGUCGCAGCUUUAUGACACGCAGGGAUGGGGGUUUCAGCACGAACUACGGACGAAGUAUGGCCCCGUGUCUAUGCUUCGGACUUUAUUUAGCCAACCGAUGUUGUGCAUAUACGACCCUGCGGCUAUGAAUGCCAUCGUUAUGAAGGACCAGCAAAACCGCCUGCCACUAUUCGAAGAGCUGGAAUGGUAUAUGAACCUCCCGCUAGACGUUUUCGGACCCGGUCUGCUAUCCACCACAGGAGAAACCCAUCGGAAACAGCGUAAGCUGCUCAGUCCAGUAUUCUCUACGAAGAACCUCCGCCUCGUUACUCCAGUGUUCCACGACGUUGCGCAUCGCCUCACUAGCGCCAUAUCAGCGGCAGUAAUCGCCGAUGCAAAGACUGUCGACGUCGCUCAGUACAUGACACGCGCAGCCCUGGUACUGAUUGGACAAGCCGUGCUCGGCCACUGCUUCGAUCCGCUAACCGAGGAGGGCCAACAUCCUUACGCGGAAGCCCUGAAGUGCUACAUACCAGCACUUACUGCCCUCACCCGGUGGACACCACUGUAUCGUCUCGCACGACCUCUCAUGCCCACCUGUCUGCGGCGACCCCUCAUGAACCUCCUGCCUUCUCGACGUGUCCAAGAGCUUCUCCGCAUCGUCGACACGAUGCACGCAAACGCGAUCGGCAUUUACAAUGAGAAGAAGGUCCUCGCCGAGUCCUUGGAGAAGGCCGACGAAAAUCAUGAGACGACGACGGACCUGAUCACGCUACUUCUCCGGGCUAAUGCGGGCGCGUCGCAAGAGGACGCGCUGCCGGAAGAGGAACUCAUCGCGCAGCUCUCAAUCCUGAUGUUCGCUGCGACAGACACGACCUCCAAUUCCCUCACGAUCAUCCUAGACCGCCUCGCAUCGAGCCCGCCGGCCCAGGACAGGCUUCGUGCGGAGUUGGUGGCAGCGAAGAGUCGUCUCGGGGGCGGGGACAUCUCAUACGACGAGCUCAUGUCUCUGCCCUACCUCGACGCCGUAUGCGCCGAGACACUGCGCGUACACGUCCCGGCCCCGCUCCGUUUCCGAGAGGCACAGGCGGAUGCUCUACUCCCGCUCUCAAAACCCAUUCGCGGCAAAGACGGGACGAUGAUGGACUCCAUCUCCGUCCCGAAGGGAACCGUCGUAUUUGUCCCCAUCCAGGCUGCGAAUAUCAACCCCGAAGUCUGGGGCCCCGACGCGCACGAAUGGCGCCCGGAACGCUGGCUGGAGCCUCUCCCGAAAUCGGUCGCAGCAGCGAAGACCCCCGGGGUCUACUCCAACAUUAUGACGUUCUGGGGUGGCCGGCGGUCGUGCAUCGGCUUCAAGUUCGCUCAGCUCGAGAUGAAAGUCGUGUUAGCGGAGCUGAUAGCCACGUUCGUGUUCGACAAGACCGACGCGCCUGUGAUAUGGAACUUCGCCGAGAUCGUCCACCCUACCGUCGGGGCUGACUCUUGGCACCCCGAGUACCUGAUGAAGGUUACGCUGGCACAGGAAACGUCCGCCUCGGACGCCAGAUAG